Molecule: messenger RNA, 1644 nt
Organism: Aspergillus terreus NIH2624
Lineage: Eukaryota; Fungi; Ascomycota; Eurotiomycetes; Eurotiales; Aspergillaceae
Product: phosphatidylserine decarboxylase 1
Exons: 1
Coding region: 1-1644 (547 amino acids)
Biological process (GO): phosphatidylethanolamine biosynthetic process
Cellular component (GO): mitochondrion
Molecular function (GO): phosphatidylserine decarboxylase activity
Source: RefSeq, a predicted model, not a curated record
AUGGCCCUGUGCCUCACUAGCUGUUCUGUGCCCCUUCGCCGGAACUGCGCCGUUUUUCCGCCGCAUGGCCAGCAGUCGUGGAUGAACAUGGUCGCCUUCAGGGCUGCUGGUGGUCGCAAACCCAGUGCGCGUCAGUUCUCGAAAUCAUGGAAACAAUACAACAACAAUAAUAACCAGGAGCAUCCGAGCCCCAAGGGCUUCUUCGGCUCUCGACUCCGCUUCGCUUUACGGAAUACCAAGGUUGAAUGGUACCCUAUCCCCGUGGGGCUCGGAAUCGGCCUCCUCGGUCUCCUGCAGUUCUACAAGUCCCAACGUGCUGAACGCGAGCGGAUCGCCAGAGAAGCGGAGGAAGAGUCCUUCGACUUCGCGAAACCCCCUCCCCGUCAUCGUAUUAGACCCAGCGGACCAUGGCAGGUUCAAAUUAUGUCCACCCUGCCCCUCAAGGCAAUCUCGCGUCUAUGGGGUCGCUUUAAUGAGCUGGAGCUCCCCGUGUGUCUGCGGGCUCCGGGGUUCAAACUGUACUCGUGGGCCUUUGGAGUCAACCUGGAUGAAGUUGCUGAGCCAGAUCUUCGCGCCUACCCGAACCUUGCCGCCUUUUUCUAUCGCAAACUCAAGCCCGGCGUCCGACCACUCGAUCCUGACCCGCAUGCGGUCCUCUCCCCAUCCGACGGCCGUAUCCUUCAGUUUGGAUUGAUUGAGCGAGGCGAGGUGGAACAGGUCAAGGGUGUGACAUACAGUCUGGAUGCCCUGUUGGGCUCAGCUACCCCGACCACCGCCGAUCACAGCAAGAAGUUCACCGACCACCAAAUGGAACCAUCGCAAAAGGAUGCGGCGAACAUGAAUGCUCAUGAGGAGUUCGCCCGAAUGAAUGGUAUUUCAUACACUCUGCCCACCCUCUUUGCAGGAGAUGAAGGAGGUGCCCGCCGACGAUCCGCCUCUCUGGAUGCGUCUACACAGUCGAAACCCUCUGCAGAAGCUGAAGUGAAGGCGGACCUGGCCCGGGGUGAUGGAACACCCUGGUAUGCGCCCAAGCCGACGUCCAAUAACGCUCUCUACUACGUUGUGAUCUACUUGGCCCCGGGUGAUUACCAUCGAUUCCAUUCCCCCGUGCCCUGGGUUGUCGAAAGCCGUCGGCAUUUUGCCGGAGAGCUCUUCUCCGUGUCGCCGUAUCUUCAACGCCAUCUCCCAGGCUUGUUCACGCUGAAUGAGCGAGUGGUUCUCUUGGGACGGUGGCGGUGGGGAUUCUUCAGUUAUACUCCCGUCGGAGCCACCAAUGUCGGCUCGAUCAAGGUCAACUUCGACGCUGAGUUGCGCACCAAUAGCCUUACCACCGAUACUGCCGCCGACAUGGCUGCCCACCUUGCCGCGAAACGAGGCGAGCAGUAUCCGGGAUUCGUUGAAGCAACCUACCUCCACGCCAGCCGGACGCUUGGAGGACACCCGCUGCAACGGGGUGAGGAGAUGGGCGGAUUCCAACUCGGAAGCUCGAUCGUGCUUGUCUUCGAGGCCCCCAUGGGUACACGGAAAUCCUUUGAUGCGGGGUGGGAGGAAGGCAAGCGUGAAGGUGGUUGGAACUGGAGCAUUGAGAAGGGUCAACGCAUCAAGGUUGGCCAGAAGUUGGGAUAUGUGGAUAUCAAGGAGUAG